AUGUCCUCGAAUUCCAAUAACCAUCAGGCUGCGACCUCUGGCGACCAAGGCGCCUCAAAUGCCCAUCUCGACCCCAACAAUGGAUACGUGCCGAACGAUAGCCAGCUCGCGGGCUUAGUGGAAGCGGCAACCGCGGCCGCUGGCCAGGAUCACAAUGUCUCUCAAUGGGCAGUAGAAGCCACUGCCGCCGCUGCUCACCAUCAACUGGAUGGCUAUGGUGCGGACAUGCAACUGGGAGACGACGGCUUUGGCGAUGCCAGCUUCGUCACAAGCAUGGCAAGUGGAAGACAUCUAAGACAUCUGAAUGAUCACUCCGGGUCUGUAGGGUUGUCUCGUACUGUGUCGAAGAAAAGAAAGAGAAACGACGACAACCUUGAUCCUGCCCUGGCUGGAGCUGGUCUCGGGUCGCAGCAGCAUUCACAGUCUCAACAAAACAACCAUGGAUUUUCUGGUGAAAACAUGGAUAUUCGUUCUGCACCUCCGUCGUCUCUGUCAGAAGCGCGUGCGGUUGGUGUGCAUUCUGCUGCGGCACUGUUCCGUCAGCCCUCGAGCAACAAAAAGUACACUCGGCCUCCGAUGUCCAAGCUAUUUUCAUCACUUGAGUUGUCGCCGGAGAAUUUCCUCCAUCUCCAAGCUGCGGCUAAGGGAUAUAUGCUGGACGACGACCACCCUGAAAGAAGGGAAUGUGUCGGUCAGCGUGGCAAGGGAGAUACAGAGAUGGUAAAGCUACGGUUAUGGAACUGUGUUCGCCAUUUCCUUGAAGCCGAGGGCAAUGGUGAGCGGUUUUUUGGAGAGGACGUGGUCAACGAGGGUAUGGGUCCUCGUACAUAUAUUUGGCCCCGAGAUCAACAAAAGAUCAUUUCUUUGGUCAUUCCUCUCCUCCGACGAAUGGUCACCAAUGAACGACAGCGCCAGUAUGCAAUUGAAACUCGCAAAGGAGGCGGAACGGAUGAGCGGCGUCGCCGUAAAACGGACGAUAGUUUUCCAGAUCUCAAGAGCUCGCACUUCUCUCCUGAUCAACAGAUGCAGAUGCACGACCCGAAUCAGCGAGAGGAACAUAGGCAGUCAAUGCCGCCUCCUCCCCCCUCCACCACCACCUCCUCCUCCCCUCAGGCGCAGGCGCCUAUGGAUCCCAGCCAGGCAAUGGAACUUGGUCUUACAGACAUUAUAUUGGACGGAUACCAGCCGGACUGGAGUGAGCUGUCCAGAUGUUAUGACGAAUACAAUCACGACUUCCAACUGGAUAAUUUGUGGUCCCUUUCCGGUCUUCAGCAGCCCCAUUGGCGCGGCCUGGUCGCGGCCGUUGAUAGUCAUUACCAAGUUGUCCACAAUGGCACCUUCGACUGUCCGCCCGGUUGCGAGGACCACAAUGUCGAUCGCAUCAUCCACGCCGACUCGGUCUCAAGUCUCCCCUGGCGUAUCGGCGGAGGCCGAAACACCCCAGCACGAGACGAUUUCGCAAGUAGCAUCACCCGCGACGUCUCGCGCAUUAUCCGCGAGAACAUCGCUUCCAGACAAGGCGUCCCUCCACCGCAAGUAGACCAACAAUUCCACCAACAACCAUUCACACCCGCCCCUUCGAACAGCGACGCCUCACCCGCAACCAGCACAAAUUCUCAGAUCUUCCUCCGCAUCAAUAUCCUCUCACAUGGCAAACGUAUUUUCCCCGUCUAG
Penicillium maclennaniae is the source of this 1674-nucleotide messenger RNA. RefSeq lists its product as uncharacterized. Bases 1 to 1674 code for a protein of 557 amino acids. The record is from RefSeq and is a predicted model, not a curated record. NCBI's taxonomy places the organism in Eukaryota, Fungi, Ascomycota, Eurotiomycetes, Eurotiales, Aspergillaceae. The transcript has 2 exons.